This is a messenger RNA of Zeugodacus cucurbitae (melon fly), 4042 nucleotides long. It is a transcript of the gene magu, whose product is annotated as SPARC-related modular calcium-binding protein 2. Gene Ontology annotation, biological process: extracellular matrix organization. Gene Ontology annotation, cellular component: basement membrane. Gene Ontology annotation, molecular function: heparin binding; extracellular matrix binding; protein binding. The transcript has 11 exons. Bases 1310 to 3382 code for a protein of 690 amino acids. The record is from RefSeq and is a predicted model, not a curated record. Lineage: Eukaryota; Metazoa; Arthropoda; Insecta; Diptera; Tephritidae.
CACAGCGCACCAUCAAUGGAAACAGUCCAUGUACAGACGUUGUUGCGAACGCUACGAUAUUUUUAAAUAUAAAAACUUCAAUAUAUGGCUGACAAAAUAUUGUAAAAAUAAAUUAAUUAAUAUGUGCAAAAAUAGAAGUGUGAAUUAUUGAAAUACGGUUGCAGACGAAAAAUAUAUUUCACUAAUUUUUAUAUAAUAAAAUAUCCGAAAGUAAUUGUAUUUAUCUAAUGCUAACUCGUACAUAUAUAAAGUAAAUAUAAAAAGUAUUUGUUAGGCGCCGACGACACGCUGCGUUAAAUACCGUUGUAGUGUAAUUAAAACUUUAUUAAAGAUCAUGAAUAAUUGAUGCUAAUUGAGUGUUUUAUACGGUACGCGACGUCUUGUGCUGAUCUUUGUGCAGUAGCCGUGCUCAAUUCGGUCCAGAGUCUUCAGUGUCGAUCGACCUCUUCAUUUGCUGGUGUCGUCUGUGUCUUUGUGUAUUUUGAUAAGACGCUUGGCAUUGUUAUUAAUAAAACACCAUACACGCACACACUUAACAGCUCGAUUAUAUAUUAUUUCAUGCAUAUGUAUGUACAUUUGUGCGCGUUUAUUCACGCUUAAACAAAAAAAAAUUAAAUGCUGAAAGUGACAAGAAAAUGAAAUUAAUAAGUGGAAUGAUGCAGCAAUAACAAUUAAAUGCUUGUUUGUUACAUUGCACGAGUCCUUUCAAGGUUGGACCUCUAAUUGCAUGAAAAAGUGAUUAUAGACCCGUCGAUAUUUCGACCGAUUGAUGGUCCAGUCAACAAAUACUAAAAGAUAUAUGGUCAAAAGACACAUUUGGUGGUUCUACGAGUGUACGAUUGCUUAAAAGUGCAUACGCACACGCACACACCCAAACACAAACGUUCGGGCAACGCAGCCGCAGAGACAGCGACCCACACACACAUACUUAGUUUUGGUAUGCUCGACGCAUUGGCGGCAGGCGACAAAUUCGGUUUCGGUAUUUCGGACUUUUCGUUGCGUCGUUCGCAGUGCACUGCAGACACGAACUCGUUUUAACUGGGAUUUUUACUAAACUACUCACUCGCACACACACCUACUCGCUUAUAUGUAGAAAUAUUUUAUUUCGAUUCGUUUGUUUUUGUUUUUACUCGCUAUUUUUUAUAGCGGCUUUUCUUUGCCGUCAGUUAAUUUGAAAAGCUUUAAUUUAUUGUGCGCGUGCGUGCGUACGUUCGUUUGUGUGUGUUCGUGAGUUUUGUGAUCAUUUCGAUUUUUCGAAUUUUCGAACUGUGCGUUGUCGCGCGUCCCGUUCGCGGCAAGUCCGUAAAUUAUGUACAUUAGCAGUUUUAUAGUCGUGUGGCUAUGUGCGGCGGUUGCGGUGCUAGGAUUAGCCGCAAAUGUACCGGCCAGGCGUGAACGACAUGAAUUGACGAUAUCCGAAUGUGCCGCCCGUGGUGGUGAAUGUGAUGAGACCAAAGGUCGCCCCGUCUGUGGCACGGACGAUCAAACCUAUCCCUCGCGCUGUCAUUUAUUGCGCGCACAAUGCAGCGGUUAUCAAGUCAGCCUCAAGUAUCAAGGACACUGCAAAGCAGCUUGCAAAGACGCACGUGAGUAUGCGCUCAAGCAUCGCUCCACCGCUCCACCGAAAUUCAUACCACGCUGCAAAUCGGACGGCACUUUUGCGGCCGUACAAUGCAUCGGCGAAAUCGGUUGUUGGUGUAGUGACAUUACCGGCAAACCCAUCAAGAACACCUCGAUUCGCAAUGGCAAGCCCAAAUGUCGCGAGUACAGCAAGGCGAAUAUGCGUCGAUCACCGUCACGUCACGUGAAUACAAGUCGUCUCCGGCGCACGUGUACCGCCGUCGAUCGUGCUGCCUUCAAUGCCAAUCUCAUCAAAGUCUUCCAAAGCGAAUAUGUACGCGCUGGACAGCUGAAACGCGGCCAGCCCGGCAAGGCGGCAGAGGGUGGCGAGAGUGCAUCCAAUGAUAAAUUGGUGCUCGAUUGGAAGUUUACCUAUUUGGAUGUGAAUGCAAAUCAAAUGUUGGACAAAAAUGAAUUCCGCGAACUAAAGAAGCUCGUCAAGCGGGCGGUGAAACCGAGACGUUGUGGACGUGCUUUUGGCAAGUUCUGCGAUUUGGAUGACGACGAUCGUUUGACUCUAACCGAAUGGAAUGAUUGCUUCUCGAAAGAUGGAAUAAAUCGUCAUGCGGCUGCUGAAAAUAAGAAUUAUGCCGUUAACAGCAUCGCCAGCAACACCUACCAGGGUUAUACACUACAACAGCAGCAACAAAAUAAUAACAACAACAAUAAUGGCAAUAACAAUCGACACGCAGCGCCAUCCUACAAUCAACAUCAUACAGCACAAACGCACUUCAACCAUCCCCAACAACAACAAAAUCAUAAUACAUAUAGCAAUAAUAACAACAACAACAAUAAUAAUAAUUUCAAUUUGAAUCGCAAUGAUAAACUGAACAAUAUCAAUCAUUCACAUUCAUCGAGCACUUUCGACGACUUGGAGAGCGAAAGUACGGGCGAUGAAGAUGACAGUGGUUCACUGCAUGGCGACUAUGACGAGGAGGAGGAUUAUGAGCAGGAAGAUGGUGGUGAAAAUAGCGAUAGAUUACGCAUGUUCAAUUCAUCACGUAUCCAUUUAAUUAUCCCCAAUGAAGGGCCGAAACUACUCGAUGUUACCGAUACGAAAAUCGAUACACCAUUGAACGAGUCCGAGAGCGAAUCCGAAUGUCUGGCGGAUCAAAAGGCAACACUCGAGGAGCAACGCCACGGCGGCACUCUCUUUUACGUACCCGAAUGCACUUCGGAUGGCCGUUAUCAGCGCGUGCAGUGUUAUCGCUCUACACCGUAUUGUUGGUGUGUGAAUGAGGAUACGGGCAAGAAUAUACCCGGUACAACGGUAAAGGAUAAACGUCCACAAUGCGAUGCCAUCUUUGCGGUGCCGCGUCCCAUGAAAGGUUGUCCGGAACCAAGGAAAGCCGUGUUUUUGAAUGAUCUCAGAGAGUUCCUGAAGACGUACAUUGUGGCGACCGCUAGUGCUGGUGGUAAUACGACCAAAUGGAGCUCGGAGGACGAUCGUAUUGCGACGUUAAGCUUUGUCUUACUCGAUAAAAACAAGAACAAAGUUUGGGAGCGUAAAGAAUGGAAAACUUUCAGAGAGAUGGUGACCAGUUCGAAAACGCUACGUAAAUGCGGCAAGAAGAUGCCACGCUACUGUGAUGUAAAUGGUGAUAAGAAAAUCACGCUUACCGAAUGGUUGAAUUGCCUGCAAACACAACGCAGUGAAGUGCAGACAAUAUCGCAGAGUUCGACGGAAGCCAAUGUCUCCUUAACGUCGAAGCCUUUGAAGCUAACUGGUGCCAAUCCACUUGAGCAAUAUCUUAAAGAUUGACAGCGUUGCAACGACAGUGCGAACAUUUCGUGCAGAAAAUUUUAAUUAUAAUUUUUGCCUUACACUUUUUUUUUUAAUUUUUCUUUACACAUUUAUUUUUAUUUUUGUUUUAUUACUAUUUUUAUUUUCAUCAAAGAGCUGGUGUUUUGCUUUAUUGGAAAUUUUGCAUUUUACGUGAUAGUGAUGAGAUAUUGUUACUACUAAAGAAUACACAUAUUUAUGUAUGUUUUUAACUGAAAUUAAAAUCGAAACAAAAAAAUAAUUAUUAAUUUACAUAUAUUAAUGUUAGUUGUGAGCUUAAAUUGUUAGCAUAAGCAAUAAAAAAUGUUUUUUUAAGUCAACAUUUACAACGCAGGCAGUUCGUUAUUUGUCUGUAUUUUACACUAAAAAAUUGUACAUAUUUAUAAAUAUUUAUAUUUAUCGCUUAGUGUAAGUUCUGUACUACUUUGUAUGCUAAAAACGCUAGUUUUCUAAUUAAUUAUGCAUAUGUACAUAUACAUAUAUGUAUGUAUAUGUAUAAUUGCGCCUUAGUAACGUAAUGCCUUAUAUAUACCAUAUACAUGCACACAUACAUGUAGAACAGCUAAUUUAUUUUAAGAUUUUAUUAGUCUCAAAAGUUUAUAUGUAAUGUGGAAUAAAUAUAAUAUUAUGCACAGCAGA